AUGGCAAGGAAAUCGAAGACCGACGAGUAUAGCUCAGACGAUGAGGAGAUUGGCGAAGAAGAAAAUGGCCCACCAACUGUAGACCCCUAUGAGGUGCUUGGCGUGGAGCCUGAAGCAACGGCCGACGAUGUGAAGAAGUCGUACAGAAAGAUGGCACUGAAACAUCACCCAGACAAGGCCGCCGAGGGCGAGAAGGAGGCCGCGAACAAGAAGUUUCAGGAAAUCGCCUUCGCAUACGCCAUCCUGUCAGACGAUCGCCGACGCAAGCGCUACGACCUCACAGGCAGCACCGCCGAAUCGCUCGAAGAUGAUGAGGACUUCGACUGGCUCAGUUUCUACCGCGGACAGUUUGAGAAUGUCAUCAACGACGAGACCAUUAACACCUUGUCGAACAAGUACAAAGGCAGCGAAGAAGAGCGUAGGGAUUUGCUUCAGGCAUACAAGAAGUACAAAGGCAGGCUAGAUCAGGUGUACGAAGUGGUUCUGCUGUCCGAUAUCCUUGUGGACGAUGACCGGUACCGAGAGAUCCUGGACGAUGCCAUUUCCAAGGGCGAGAUCGAGUCGUACCCUGCAUACGCGAAGGAGACAGACGAGACUCGUCUCAAGACCAAAAAGGCCGCCAAGAAGAGUCGCGACGACUUUGAGAAGCGCCAGGCUGCGGAGGAUGCCAAGAAACAGGAGGUCGGCAGAUCGAACGGCAAAGCCAAGAGCAAGAAGAGUGGUGGAGGAGAUAUGUCCGACCUGGCCGCGCUCAUCCAGCAACGCCAGAAGUCAAGAGCAGGUGGCUUCUUUGACCAUCUAGAGGCCAAGUACGCACCAAAGUCAAGAGGUAGCAAGCGAGCUACACCCAUGGAGGAGCCACCAGAGGAAGCUUUCCAGGCGACCGCUGCACGAGCGAAGAAGCGCAAGCAGAACAAGAAGGUCGUGGGUGAAGACGAGGACGAAGACAUGGAUCUUGCGGAAGAGGACAUUGGUGAGUCCGAAGAAGAGGAGGAAGAGGCUCCCCGCAGGCCAAAGGCGCGUGGGAAAGCCAGAGGACGGGGCCGCGUCUCCAGCAUUGCUUGA
Molecule: messenger RNA, 1065 nt
Organism: Ascochyta rabiei
Lineage: Eukaryota; Fungi; Ascomycota; Dothideomycetes; Pleosporales; Didymellaceae
Exons: 2
Coding region: 1-1065 (354 amino acids)
Cellular component (GO): cytoplasm; nucleus
Molecular function (GO): heat shock protein binding
Source: RefSeq, a predicted model, not a curated record